CCAUAGAGUACAUUCGCACAGACCAUAUUGCUAGAGUUUUGUAAUUCGGUCACCCAUUUUUCUGUAGACUGCUUGUAAUACCACUAAGGAAGGUCGAUAUAUUUGUAGGCUUUCAGAAAGAUCUCCCUAUUUUUUGUUUACGUCGAACCCAUUUAAGCCUCGACAAUGUGAAGCCAACCUCGCCUGGCUGGCUGAAAGCGUUAAUACAAGAUCUAAUGAGUGUGUGUCGUCGAGGGACUCUCGUUUUCCCCAUGAUAACCCCCAUCCCCCUCGCUCACCCCUUCUGAUCAGCCACACAUCUUUGCAGCCAGAUAGUCUCCUUCAGAUUCCUUCACUAAAGCCCUUGGCACACACACAAGUGUAGUCACAGCUGCUCCCACUUCCAGGGCAGCACAGUUCGUGUAUAGAGAGCCAAGCGGCAAUUUUUGUGUAAAGUAUAGAUGCCUGUUUAAUGGCGUCUUUGUGGUUCCCGUCUUAUGGAUGCUUUCUGCCUUUUUUUCUUCUCAAUGCCUUAAGCUAUCUCGUUCAUCACCUUCCCUGAUCCUCUCGCAUCUACUUUCUGUAUUUUUCCCGCCAGCGCCGUCAUCUUCUGGUUAAUCUCUCUGUUUUCCCCCCUUCUCCGGUGACACCAUCCUUCUACUGUCUCUGGCUCGUACCUGCACCUCCAGCACAACGAUUGCAGUCUUUCAUUGUCCUCUCUCCCGCAAUCCCUCUCUCACCCUCCUUUUUCCAUACCUCUCCUUCACUCUUCUCUCUUUCUCUACCCACUCUAUGCACUCUCUGCUAUCCCCCACUCCCCAUUGUGAAAUAUGGAUGGUACCAGUCCCUGUGUUUCGAGACAGGCUGGCAGAGAGCAGAGCGUCUCUAUAGGCCCUGCCUUGUGCAUGCACCUAAACACUUCACUGAGCAAUCUGUCAACAUGUCAGCAACACAUGUUUUGUAAAAAGCUUCCAGUGGGAGUAAUGACUCCCACCAGGACUCCGAAAAUGCUUUGAAUUCAGCAGAUUUCUAUUGCAGGGAUCCCCUGGGGUCCCUUUUACAAUGCCUACAUUUCAGAAAUUUGAGCCACAGACCCCUGGGGCUUUCCUUUCAUAAUGCCUGAAAAUGUAGGGUUAUAUUGUUGGAUGUCCCCAUGGGUUCUUUAUUAAUACCUGAAUUCUGAGGAACUGGAAAUUACCCAGAGCACGGCAGGGUCCCAGAUACACACCAGGAAGAGGAGGAAAACUCUGCGGGGAGAUUUUUCUCUUUCUCUCUUUCCUUCAUGCAAGACUGAAAGAGAAGAAUUUGCCAAAGGACAAAAUCUAGUAUAUUUUGAGCCGCCUACUAAAACGCAUAUUGUAAAAGCAAUGAAGGCUGACAAAUCUAUAUAUUUACUUACAGCCUGUUAUUUGUCUAUUUAUACCUUUACCUCUGAGUGACUGAGAUUGUUUGGUUUAAUCAGAAGAUAAAAGCCACAUUAUUCGGAUGUUACGUUUGCCCUGAAUUUAUUAUGGAAUGAUGUGAUUAACACUGUCUGCGCUGGUUAAACCUAGAAAAGGCGGAAAGCCUCUACCCGCCAUGCAGAACGUGAAGGAAGCUUGGAAUAAAAGAUGGUGAUGACGACCCACAAUUCUCCUGGGUGGCUUCAUCUCCCUCCAGCAAAGACGUUGCAUCACCCACUCAGAUGAUAGGGGAUGGGUGUGAUCUCGGCAUAGGAGAGGAGGAAGGGGGAUCUGGGUUGCCAUAUCCCUGCCAGUUUUGUGACAAGUCAUUCAGUCGAUUGAGCUACCUGAAAAGGCACGAACAGAUCCACAGCGACAAACUUCCCUUCAAGUGCACGUACUGCAGUCGUCUCUUCAAGCACAAGAGAAGUAGGGAUCGCCACAUUAAACUCCACACAGGGGAUAAAAAGUAUCACUGCCACGAAUGUGAGGCAGCAUUCUCUCGCAGUGACCACCUUAAAAUUCAUCUGAAAACUCACAGCUCUAGCAAGCCUUUCAAGUGUACAGUGUGCAAGCGGGGUUUUUCCUCCACCAGCUCUCUGCAGAGUCAUAUGCAGGCUCAUAAGAAAAACAAAGAACAUUUGGCCAAGUCGGACAAAGAUAUGAAAAAAGACGACUAUAUGUGUGAUUAUUGCGAGGAAACCUUUAGCCAGACUGAGGAACUGGAAAAACACGUCAUGACACGACAUCCUCAGCUCUCGGAGAAAGCUGACCUGCAGUGUAUUCAUUGCCCUGAAGUAUUUGCUGAUGAAACCUCUUUGCUCACCCACAUUGAUCAAGUCCAUGCCAACAAAAAACAUAAGUGUCCCAUGUGUCCAGAGCAGUUUUCCUCCGUUGAAGAAGUGUACUGUCACUUAGAUAGUCACAGACAGCCCGACUCAAGCAAUCACAGCAUUAGUCCAGAUCCAGUCCUGGGCAGUGUGGCAUCCAUGAGUAGCGCCACACCUGACUCUAGUGCAUCGGUUGAACGGGGUUCCACUCCUGACUCCACGCUCAAGCCAUUAAGAGUGCAUAAGAAAAAUUUAUCAAUGGAUAGAGAGGAUGGUCAAACCUGGCCCAAAGUUUCCUACAGUUGUCCUUACUGCACAAAGCGAGAUUUCAAUAGUUUGGCAGUCUUGGAAAUCCACUUAAAAACAAUUCAUGUGGACAAACCUCAACAAACUCACACCUGUCAAAUCUGUUUGGAUUCAUUGCCCACCCUUUAUAAUCUCAAUGAACAUGUACGAAAAGUGCAUAAAAACCAUGCAUACCCUAUGGUGCAGUUCAACAACAUAACUGCCUUUCAUUGUAACUAUUGUCCCGAGAUGUUUGCAGACAUUAACAGCCUUCAGGAGCAUAUCCGUAUCUCUCACUGUGGCCCUAAUGCUACUCCUCAGGAAGGCAAUAAUGCCUUCUUCUGUAACCAGUGUUCUAUGGGAUUUCUUACAGAGUCCUCACUAACCGAACAUAUUCAGCAAACCCACUGUAAUGUGGGGAGUUCAAAGCUUGAGUCCCCUGUUAUCCAGCCCACACAGUCCUUCAUGGAAGUAUAUUCGUGCCCAUAUUGUACAAACUCUCCCAUUUUUGGAUCUAUAUUGAAACUUACUAAGCAUAUUAAAGAAAACCACAAAAAUAUACCACUGGCAAAUAAUAAGAAGUCAAAAUCAGAGCAGAGUCCCGUUUCUUCAGAUGUUGAGGUUUCAUCCCCUAAAAGGCAACGGUUGUGUCCAAGCCUAAACUCUGUAUCCAAUGGAGAGUAUCCCUGUAACCAAUGUGACCUAAAGUUUUCCAAUUUCGACACAUUUCAAACUCAUCUGAAGUCACACUUAGAGUUGCUGUUAAGAAAGCAGUCCUGCCCUCAAUGCAAAGAGGACUUUGACUCUCAGGAUUCCCUCCUGCAGCACCUCACAGUACACUACAUGACCACAUCUACACAUUAUGUGUGCGAGAGCUGUGACAAGCAGUUCUCAUCUGUGGAUGAUCUGCAAAAGCACUUAUUGGACAUGCAUACUUUUGUAUUAUAUCACUGUACACUUUGCCAAGAAGUCUUUGAUUCUAAGGUUUCCAUCCAAGUGCAUCUGGCGGUAAAACACAGCAAUGAGAAAAAAAUGUAUCGUUGUACAGCAUGUAACUGGGACUUUAGAAAAGAAGUUGACCUUCAGCUUCAUGUCAAGCAUAGCCAUUUGGGCAAUCCCGCAAAAUCACACAAGUGCAUCUUCUGUGGAGAAACCUUUAGCACAGAAGUGGAACUGCAAUGUCAUAUAACAACUCAUAGUAAGAAGUACAAUUGUAAGUUCUGCAGUAAGGCUUUCCAUGCAAUUAUUCUCCUAGAAAAGCACCUGCGGGAAAAGCAUUGUGUGUAUGACAGCAAUGGCCAAAAUGGCACUGCUAAUGGAAUGGUGCCAACAAGCAAGAAAUCCGAGACUGCUGAAGUCCCAACUGUAUUGAUGAAGACCCCAGAGGUUUCAAACAGCCAUGAAGCCAGCGAAGAUGAUGUAGAUGCUUCAGAACCAAUGUAUGGCUGUGACAUCUGUGGAGCCGCGUACACAAUGGAAGUGCUUCUCCAGAACCAUCGUUUACGAGAUCAUAACAUAAGACCGGGUGAAGAUGAUGGCUCUCGGAAGAAAGCAGAGUUUAUCAAGGGCAGUCAUAAGUGCAAUAUCUGCUCCAGAACUUUCUUCUCAGAGAAUGGUCUGCGAGAACACAUGCAGACACACAGGGGUCCUGCAAAACACUACAUGUGCCCUAUUUGUGGGGAGCGUUUCCCAUCUCUUUUAACACUAACCGAGCAUAAAGUUACUCACAGUAAAAGCUUGGAUACAGGGACCUGCAGGAUCUGUAAAAUGCCUCUUCAGAGUGAGGAAGAGUUUAUCGAACACUGUCAGAUGCACCCAGACCUCAGAAAUUCCCUAACUGGAUUUCGCUGUGUGGUCUGUAUGCAGACUGUCACAUCUACUCUCGAACUUAAAAUUCACGGAACAUUCCAUAUGCAAAAGUUGACAGGAAACUCUGCUGCCUCCUCCCCUAAUGGACAAACAUUACAGAAGCUGUAUAAAUGUGCCCUGUGCUUAAAAGAAUUCAGAAACAAGCAGGAACUUGUAAAGUUAGAUGUUAAUGGCCUGCCAUAUGGACUGUGUGCUAGCUGCUUAAACAGAACCACCAAUGGACAACCUUCCAACCCAACCACGCAAGAGGUCUGUGAACGGCUAUGUGCCAAUCUACGAUGCCCCGAGUGCAGUGUCAAGUUUGAGAGUGCGGAGGAUCUGGAAAGUCAUAUCCAAAUUGACCAUAGAGACUUGGCACAUGAUGCUAGCGGCCAAAGGAAAGUGGCACAAACCUCUCCACUCCCCAGAAAGAAGACUUAUCAAUGCAUCAAGUGCCAGAUGACCUUUGAGAAUGAAAGAGAAAUUCAGAUUCAUGUUGCCAACCACAUGAUAGAGGAAGGAAUCAAUCACGAGUGCAAGCUGUGCAACCAGAUGUUUGAUUCUCCAGCGAAGCUCCUGUGUCACCUGAUUGAACACAGCUUUGAAGGAAUGGGAGGAACGUUUAAAUGCCCCGUUUGUUUUACAGUUUUUGUACAGGCAAAUAAACUACAACAACACAUAUUUGCAGUACAUGGGCAAGAGGAUAAGAUUUACGACUGCUCCCAGUGCCCGCAGAAGUUCUUCUUCCAGACGGAGCUUCAGAACCACACGUUGAGCCAGCACGCACAGUGAGCCGGUGGCACUACAGGAUUUCUCUCUGCAGAAGACUUGACGGAGGCACAGUGGGGAAAACCAUUUGAACAUUACAUCCAAUCAAAGUGUCAUUUGCAACCCAGAUGUAAAACUCUAAUGAUUUGGCCAUGAGGCGCUGCUAUUAUAAGCAGCUGGAAAUGAAUAUUAAUGGGAGAGAUUAAAAGUAUUUCAUGCUCAGUAUUUUUAUUGUCCUGCUUCUUACUAGUGUUCUUUAGAGCUUCUGCUUCUGACUGAAUUUAUAGUGUUAGAAUAAUCAGUUCCAAUGUUGUCGUCUUUUGUUGCUUCUUGUAUUAUAUUGAUAGUUCAAAGCUUGAAGUGUUAUUUUUUUAUUUGUUUUCCCUUAUUUUUCUGCAUCAUUUAAUUGCUAUUUUUUAGUUGUGUGUUUUGUGAUGUGAUGGAUUGGCAGCUGUCUAUUCCAUUUUAUUAUUUGAUUUUUUUUUUUUACUUAAGUAAAAAAGAAAAAAAAAGGAAAAAAAAGAAAUGUAAUGCUUUGAUUGGAUUUGUCGGUUCACAGAGGACGGUCUAUUGAAUAUAAUCAGCAAUUGGAUGGUCUGCUUUUUAAAUGUGACUUUAUCUGAUUUGCAAUAACUAAAGUACAGUUCAAUAAAGGGAAAUACGUUUAAAACCAAAGCUUCUGGUGUUUGCCUCAGC
Hyla sarda is the source of this 5848-nucleotide messenger RNA. RefSeq names its product zinc finger protein 423 (gene ZNF423). Gene Ontology annotation, molecular function: RNA polymerase II transcription regulatory region sequence-specific DNA binding; DNA-binding transcription factor activity, RNA polymerase II-specific. The record is from RefSeq and is a predicted model, not a curated record. NCBI's taxonomy places the organism in Eukaryota, Metazoa, Chordata, Amphibia, Anura, Hylidae. Gene Ontology annotation, cellular component: nucleus. Gene Ontology annotation, biological process: regulation of transcription by RNA polymerase II. The transcript is spliced from 6 exons. Bases 1664 to 5176 code for a protein of 1170 amino acids.